Messenger RNA from Amblyraja radiata (thorny skate), 2882 nucleotides. It is a transcript of the gene adar, whose product is annotated as adenosine deaminase RNA specific. The transcript is spliced from 9 exons. The record is from RefSeq and is a predicted model, not a curated record. Bases 267 to 2882 code for a protein of 871 amino acids. Gene Ontology annotation, biological process: RNA processing; adenosine to inosine editing. Gene Ontology annotation, cellular component: cytoplasm; nucleolus. Gene Ontology annotation, molecular function: double-stranded RNA adenosine deaminase activity; tRNA-specific adenosine deaminase activity; adenosine deaminase activity. Lineage: Eukaryota; Metazoa; Chordata; Chondrichthyes; Rajiformes; Rajidae.
AGCUACCCCUUCACCAACUCUGCUUCCCUCCUCGCCCACUCUCCAGUGGCAAUUAGGCUAUUAUUCUCCCCCCCCCCCCCCCCCCCCCACCACAUCGUCUUUGGGACUGGGAAGUGACCUGCGAACUCCACAAAGGCGGACAGAAGGCGAAACCGUGUGGUUCUACUCUGAUAAUGGAGGCAGAUUUGCAAACUGCAUGUGUGCAGAAGAGAUCGGAUCAGCUGGACUAAUCUGCUUCUUGCUGCCAAAAGCUCACCCCACAGAGCAUGAGCAGAGGUAUUGACGGUGACAGAAGAUCACACAGAGAAAAACCCACUAGUCACCGGCAGUGCAAUCGCUACAGCCACUCCCGCCAGCAGUCUGACCCCGCUCCUCCAGCCUUUAUUCCCUCCAGCCAAGGACUGUCGGCCGAUCAGUUCCGGAGCCAGCAGGUCCAGUUUCUCACCAGCCAGAUUGCCCAGGCUCCUGCCUUUGUCGUUCAGCACCAGGGCUCGUACCAGCAGAGGCCGCGAGUUUUCCACCCGCCACCUUACUGCUCCCUGCCGAGGGCCAGGAGCUGGAACCACCACCGGGUCUGCCCGCUGCCUGUCGCUCGCCCCCGCAUCCCACCCCAGAACGGGACCAAGAGCUCGGAAUUAGACGAGGGACUCAGUCGACUCUUGUCGGGCCUCAGCAUCUGCUCCCCCGGCGGCACCUCUCAGCACGACGUGGUGCGAGUUCUGGGAGAUCUCAGGCCCGGUGAAAGCCUCACGGCGCCCAAGAUAGCCAGGAGGCUCGGCGUUCAGAAGAAAGAGGCCAACCACGUCUUGUACCGGCUCCUGGAGGAAAACCGGGUGAGGAAGGAGGGCACGACGCCCCCACUCUGGUGUCUUCCCAGAGACGCUGAGGUCGCUGCCAAGGCCAAGAGACAGUGGUCUGCUCCCGAGGGAGGAGGCUUAUCCCGCCCGGUCAAGCAGGAGAAAGAGGAAGACGAGGACAGCUCGGAGAGCAGCGGGUGCGAGCCGGCCAGCAUGGAGGACCUGGACAACCAGAAGGACAGGAUCUUCCACUUCCUCUUGGAGAAGACCAAGGCCACGGCCCUGGACAUCGCCAAGAACGUGGGGCUGAAGUCGGCCCGGCAGAUCAACCCCACCCUCCAGUCGCUGGAGAACCAGGGGGACCUGUGCAAGGAGACGGCCUCGCCGUACAUCUGGACCCUGGCCGACCGCAAGAAGGAGGUCCUGCUGCGCAAGCGGAAGCUCCAUGACUUGGGCGCGGCCGUGAUCGGCGCGGUGCCGCCGGCGGUGAUCAGCACCGAGCCGCUCGAGAGCGCAGCCCCCGCGCCGGAGACGGUGGACGAGAUCCAGGUGAAGGAGGAGAGCAACAUCGGCAACGGCCAACAGGAGGAGGAGGAGGAGGAGGAGGAGGAGGUGGUGAAGCCCUCGCCCACCGUGAUGCCGGCACAGACCAACAAAGCCAACCACGCCGGCUCGGACUACUACGGCAACACCUCGGCAAACUGCCAGUGGGCGACCGACGACAUCCCCGACAACCUCAACAUCAUCAACUGCGUGGGCGGCGAGGACGGGGUGGUGGGCCUGCCGCAGGGCAUGUUGCCGGGGAAACCCAACGCCGAGCAGCACCCCGUCCUAACGCCCAACGAGCGGCUGCGCGCCUGUCUAUCCAAGAACCCCGUCAGCGGCCUGAUGGAGUUCUCCCAGGGCUCGGCGCUACAGUGCGAAUUCAUCCUCCUCGAUCAGACUGGACCCUCGCACGACCCUCGCUUCAGGAUGCAGGCCGCCAUAGACGGCAGGAAGUUCCCGCCGGCUGAAGCCAACAGCAAGAAGACGGCAAAGAAAGAGGCGGCCACUAACGCUCUGCGGGUGCUGCUGAAGGAGAUGCUGGGUGAAGACAUCGAGCUUCCUCCUUCUUCACCGCCGCACGAAGCCAUGUCGACAGUGGAGUGCCCACCAGCUGCCGGAGACAUAGGGAGCGAGCCCCCCAUCUCCGUGGCUCAGCCCAUGCUGCCUGCGGGGAAAAAUCCCGUCUGCAUGCUGAUGGAGUACGCGCAGAAGUCGGGCAACGCCUGCGAGUUCCAGCUGGUGUCCCAGAGCGGCCCUCCCCACGACCCCAGGUUCACCAUCAUGGUUAAAUUGGGCAACGAAACCUUCCCGGCGGCCACGGCCAACAGCAAGAAGCUGGCCAAGAUGUUUGCCGCAAAGGCAGCUGUCCUCCUCCUCCUGGGAAACUCACCCCAAUUUCCUUCCAAGCCCUCGGACACCAACAUGGAGGACGCUCAUGGCCCCAUCCCGUGCCUGACGGCGGGGGAUUUGGAGGCGGCCCAGGCUGCGGGCUUGGGCGACCUGAUCGCCUUCCUGAACAAGAACCCUAUUGGCGGCCUGCUGGAGUACGCGCGCUCCAAAGGGUUUGCAGCAGAACUGAAGAUGAUCGACCAAUCAGGACCCCCGCAUGACCCCAGGUUCACGUACCAGGCCAAGGUGGGUGGCCGCUGGUUCCCGCCGGUGAGCUCGAGCAGCAAGAAGCAGGCGAAGCAGGAGGCGGCCGAUGCUGCGCUUCGCAUCCUCAUCGGCGAGGGGGAGAGGGCAGCGCGGUCCGGGGAUUUCUGCUCCGAGCUGCCCAUGUCCGGCGGGACCAUGCACGACCAGAUCGCCAUGCUCACCCACCAGUGCUUCAACAACCUGACCACCCGCGUCCAGCACAGUCUGCUGGGACGCAAGAUCCUGGCCGCCAUCAUCAUGAAGCGCGGAGACGAUGACCUGGGGACCACCGUCAGCCUGGGCACUGGUAACCGGUGUGUCAAGGGUGAGGAGUUGAGUCUUAAAGGAGAGACGGUGAACGACUGCCAUGCCGAAAUCAUCUCACGAAGAUGCUUCAUCAGGUAA